CGACUGGGAGACAAGCGUUGACAGUGCUGGACCGGCUGGCUCGGGUCGCGGCCGCGGCAUUACAUCGUUUUCCAAUCUGUCCGCAAACGCCGCCGCCCGAAACAGAGCCAGGAUGUUCGGGAUGCUGAGCAGCAGCUUUGAGGAUGAUCCCUUCUUCUCUGAUUCUUUUAUGGCACACCGAGAAAGUAUGCGACAGAUGAUGAGAAAUUUUUCUGAACCUUUUGGAAGAGACCUGUUCAGCAUCUCUGAUGGCAGAGGAAGAGCUCGUAACCAUACGGGACAUGAGGAUGGAGAAAAUUCCUUGACUCGUACAGAUGUCAACCCUUUUCAGGCAAUGGACCGAAUGAUGUUAAAUAUGCGAAACAGUAUGCAGGAAUUACAAAGAAACUUUGGUCACCUUUCAACGGAUCCAAAUGGACAUUCGUUUAGUUCUUCCUCAGUUAUGACUUAUUCCAAAGUAGGAGAUGAACCACCAAAGGUUUUCCAGGCCUCAACUCAAACCCGCAGGGCUCCAGGAGGAGUAAAGGAAACUAGGAGAGCACUGAGAGAUUCUGAGAGUGGACUAGAAAAAAUGGCUGUUGGUCAUCACCUCCGUGACCGAGCUCAUGUCAUUAAAAAGUCAAAGAACAAGAAGACUGGAGAUGAAGAGGUCAAUCAAGAGUUCAUCAAUAUGAAUGAAAGUGAUGCUCAUGCUUUUGAUGAUGAGUGGCAAAAUGAGGUUCUGAAGUACCAACCCAGGGGACCAUGGCACAAUCUAGAAAACUCUAAGAUGCGAAGCAUUGGUCAUGAGGAUUCAGGAUCCCGAGAACUUAAAAGAAGAGAGAAACUGCAUCAAAGUCCAGCCAUUGAACGUGGAAGAAGAUCAAAUGUUUUUGUGGACAAACUCAACAUCAAAGGAUCACCUGUGAAAAUCAACAAAAAAUAAAUAGCAUUGCAUUUGAUUUGUUUAGUUUUGGUUGUUUGAACAGAGAAAGUAAUGGUGCUGAGUAAUACACCUAAGACCAAUCGCUUGUUAUUAAAUCAAUACUGUGUUCUUACCAACUUUCUUCUGAAUGUUCUUGGAAGUGCUAGCUUUAUAUUGUCCCUACUUUAGGAAUAAAACUUUAAUUUUCAAUAGUGCAAGCUGUUAAACAUUCUAUAACACUCUUUAAAACAUAACACAUGCUGAUUUUGCUUUCACAAUUAUUUUCCUAUUGGCUAUGUAUUCCCCUAUAUAUUCAAGAUUGAAUGUACAGCUGUUCUAUCAUAUAAAGUUAGUUAAAAGAAUAAACUGUAAAAAAAUAAUCUCAAUUUUUACUAACACUAUAAUAGAGUGAUGUUAAGAAAGGUUAAAAUUAUUUAGCUCAAAUUUUAUAAUGUGUUAUGUAGCCAGCUAGCUUAAAGAAUUUUUUUAAAUAAAGCAAAACUAUACUAGUACUCUUUUACAAAAAAUUAGUUAUUAUUUUGAUAAAGAACAUAAAGAAUAAUCAAAUAGUUCCUUUUCAAAGAGAUUUUAAAUUGUUAAUAUACAUGAAUUUUCUUAUUAUUUCUUUAUACAGUAUAUUCUUUUUUUGUUCUGUGUUACAUUUUCAACAUUCAUCAGACUUUAUAUUGACCUUUCUCUUUAACAUCUUAAGGUAGCAUAUUUCUGUUCUCCUUUCUCACAGACAGCUUAAUCUAUCUCCACGGUUAACAUUCUAAAGUUGGAGUGUCCUUGGAGAAACUCUGCUCAGCCCUUUUGUGACAUUUAGAAAAAUGCAUUUGGUAUUCUGCAAACCUGAAUGAUUGAUUGUCUCAAAAUUUCUUAGACAGGUGAAGUGUGUUUGAGCAAGGUACUUAAUAAUUCAAUUGUUCCCUUUUUAAGUAUACUAUUUAAAAAUUCAGCUCUUGGGUUUUUUCAUUCUAGAAUGUGAGCAUUAAUCUGUUUUUAUAGUUAGGUAUGAAGUUUGUGAGAAUAUAAAAUCUUAACUUUUAAGUUUUUGUUGUUUCAAGGGGGGAAAAAACAGAAUCGAUUAUCACUCUAUAAUCCUAAUAUCUUCCCUUUUAAACUUCGGAAGUAGAAUUGUGUGAUUGUGCUUAUACUCUUCUAAUUUUCUAUAUCAUAUCCUGUUAAUUUUACUAGUCAGUGUUUCAUGCCUUUAAUUAGUCAGUAAACUAAGAUGCAUAUGUGUCAAUUCAUUUUUAUAAUGGAAAGUAAUUGAGCAAGUAUUAAAGAUGUUAAAAUUUU
Balaenoptera musculus (blue whale) is the source of this 2206-nucleotide messenger RNA. RefSeq names its product myeloid leukemia factor 1 (gene MLF1). Gene Ontology annotation, cellular component: cytoplasm; nucleus. NCBI's taxonomy places the organism in Eukaryota, Metazoa, Chordata, Mammalia, Artiodactyla, Balaenopteridae. The transcript has 7 exons. The coding region runs from base 113 to 925 and encodes 270 amino acids. Gene Ontology annotation, biological process: regulation of DNA-templated transcription. The record is from RefSeq and is a predicted model, not a curated record.